This is a messenger RNA of Xenopus laevis (African clawed frog), 4662 nucleotides long. It is a transcript of the gene pik3r5.S, whose product is annotated as phosphoinositide-3-kinase regulatory subunit 5 S homeolog. Gene Ontology annotation, molecular function: 1-phosphatidylinositol-3-kinase regulator activity. Gene Ontology annotation, cellular component: plasma membrane; nucleus; phosphatidylinositol 3-kinase complex. Bases 846 to 3572 code for a protein of 908 amino acids. Lineage: Eukaryota; Metazoa; Chordata; Amphibia; Anura; Pipidae. The record is from RefSeq and is a predicted model, not a curated record. The transcript is spliced from 20 exons. Gene Ontology annotation, biological process: G protein-coupled receptor signaling pathway.
UAGUUAGAAAUAAUGAGCAGAAAGGCAAGAGCAAUGAGAUGGGGACUGUUGGGGAGCAGGUUAAUGGAUUAGCUAGAAAUAAGGGGCAGAAAGGAAAGAGUAAUGAGAUGGCUGCUGGGUGCUGCUGUGUGUGCAAAUUAAUGGAUUAUCUAGAAAUAAAAGGCUGAAAAGCAAGAACAAUGAGAUGGGUGCUGGGUGCUUCUGGGUGAGCAGGUUAAUGGAUUAUUUAAAAAUAAGGAUAAAAAAAGCAACAGCAAUGAGAUGGGGGCUUUUGGGGAGCAAGGUAAUGGAUUAAUUAGAAAUAAUGGGCAGAAAGGAAAGAGCAAUGAGAUGGAGACUCUUGGGGAGCAGGCUAAUGGAUUAGCUAGAAAUAAGAACAAAUAAAAAUAAGGAAAGAGUAAUGAGAUGGGUGCUGGGUGCUUCUGGGUGAGCAGGUUAAUGGAUUAUCUAGGAAUAAAGGGCAGAAAGGCUAAUGCUUUUUGCAAGGUGUUGCAUGCUGUUGGGUGAGCACAUUCAUGGAUGGAAUGCACAAGUGCUGGUUGCAAGAUGGGGGUUGCAGGGUGCUGCUAGGUGAGCAGCUGAGAGGUAAACCAUCAGAUAAGCAUUGAGUUGAAAGGAGACUGUAUCUCUCCCCCUCCCUUUUUGUAGGGAGGGAAGUGAUUGUGGGACAUCCUGACACGAGACUUCCAGCCCGUCACACUAACACAAGCUCUCUGCACGCCAGUUCCCCAAGCUUGGCAACUGCUAUCAGGACUGGAGAUUUGCCUGAAGUUGGUCCCUACAUGUCCAGUCACAGUUCUAGGUAGAAUCCUCCAGUCAGAUAUGGGCAUUCCUGCUGGGGAUGGAUGACAAGCAACAGGACAUCCAGAGGUCAACGGGACAUUGUGACACCUACCUAUGCACCCGUCCAGCCCGGGAUAUGCCAUAAAAUGCAGAACACAUCCUGCACGGAGGACAGGAUUCAGCAUGCUCUGGAGCGAUGCCUGCAUGGAUUGAGCGGUAACACAGACAUCUCAUCCAAUUGGACAGCUGGACUAUGCCUCAAUUACUGGAGCCUAGAGGAAUUAGUGAACCGUGAUGCAACUAAUUAUAUUAUUCUGGCAGAGAAGACCUUGGCAAGAACGAGGGAGGCGCAGAAAAAUGGCGAAUACGAACUUCUCACACCACUGGCGUUGAUGUUUUACUUUGCCGUGCUUCGGGCCCCAUAUAUCCCAGAAACAUCUGACCUGCUCCCCAAAGCCUUUGAGGUGUUUCAUACGUUCCUCACAUGGCCGGCUCCCUAUUGUCACGUCUACCAGGAGAUGCUCAGUUUUAUCAGUGAGGAGCAGAAGGCACCAGGAAUCACGUAUCAGCGAUUGGUGAGAACUGAACAAGGAAUUCCAACGAGGUCGUCCUGCAGCAGCACAGCAACUGUGCUGUUGGUUAACCCAGCAGAGCUUCCCAGCGAGUUCCUCUCAGUGGCAGAACAACUGAGUAAUGCGGAGCAGCCUAUACAGCAAACACUGGUGUCCCUGAUCCAGCACCUUUUCCAAGCCAGCCUCGGGACACAUGCCCACACUGAAGAGCUUGGCGCAUCUCUAAAAUCAAGACCAAUAGAGAAGCUGCAAGAGAUCUAUUCGGACCUGACAGAGGCAAUGGAGCAUGCAACAAUGGCUGAUAUUAAGCCAGGGAAAAAGAGGGAGUCACUAAAGGCAAAACUACUGGAAGUGGCAGAGAAAGCUGGUCUUAUGCAGGGAAACACAGGGUCCAGUUUGACCUCUAGAAUUCAGCCCAUCUUCAUGCCUGUAGCCAAGUGUUACACAUACAGCUGGGAUCAGGAUGAUUUUGAUAUCCUAAACCAGAUCCUUCUCAGUGAAAGCCAUCUUGAAUCUCUAGAAGACGAUGUCACUGAGGAAGACGAAGAAGUGGAUUUCGAGGAGGUUGAUGACAAAGAUGAGGAUGGUGGCAAAUCUCCCAAACAGGAUUCUGUGUUCUCCAAUAGUUAUGUCUACUGGAACUUUCCCAGUGACUCAAAAGAAGACCCAAGCAUGAGCAUGUCCAACCUUGCCAGCCAUUCUAUGACAUUCGUUUCAAGCCUUUCCAGUUGUGUUGACAGUGGUUAUGUGGAAGACAGUGAUGAAGGCUCCCAGGAAAUAUCAGAAAUGGGGGAAUAUCAAGAGGAGAGAGCCAACAACAAGCUGAAACAGAAGAUCUGUCAGCUCUUUAAAACCAAAGGUCACCAAGCCAAGGACAAGCUUAAAGCUGAGCUCAGCCCUUGCAUCUCUCACCCCUUGCUAAGCCCAUUUCCUGAUAUAUCAAAGACAAUCCCCUUGCGCAGAGCAGGAAGCAUGUAUACUCCACAAUUGAGCAGAAUUCCUGUGCGGUCAAAAAGGUCCAAGUCCCUGCCACAGCCCGCUUUCGGGACCCAAUUCCUGGAUUUGCAGCUUAGCCAGAAAGUGGCCUUUAAGAGAAGACCCUUUCUAAGCUGUGAUGAUGACACAAAAGUUUCAACACUGAGGAUUGUGGUAUUCGGCUCAGACAGGAUUUCUGGAAAAGUUGCCAGAGCGUAUAGCAACUUAAGGCUGAAGGAGAGCAGUUGCCCACUACUCACAAGGUUCUUCAAGUUACAGUUUUACUAUAUUCCAGUAAAAAGAAGCAGUAGCUCCACCAAUGCACCAAUGACAAAUGCUGAAUCCCCUCUCAAGUCUCCAAGCCCAUCUGGACGGUUCCCACUACAGGAUGUAUUUGGAGAUGAAGCAAGCACUAAUGAUAUUUCUCACUACAUUGGUAUCCUGGACCCCUGGUAUAAACGCAAUAUAAUGGGCCUAAUGGAUCUCUCCACCUCCAUGCUAUGCCAGAAGUCGUCGAAGGAAGAGAAUGAGACCACUGAGACCACCACAAUGCCCAUUCUGGCUGACAUGGUGUUGUACUACUGCCGCUUUGCCACAAGAUCACUUCUCUUGCAGUUGUACCGGGCUGAGAUUACAUUUGACAGCGGAGGAAAGCAAACAGAAGUCUUUAUUCAAUGCCUGGAGUUGGGUCAUUCUGCGGAUUUGAGAGCAAUCAGAGCAUCAGGGCCAGGCUGCAAGAGGCUCGGUAUAGAUGGAGACCAAGAUGUAAUUCCAUUUACACUACAAAUUGUCUACAGCAAGUCAACAGUCAGUGGGCGCAGCCGGUGGAGUAACGGUGAGAAGGUCUGUACAUCAGUCAGUCUCAGGAAAGCCUGCAAUACCUAUGAGGAGCUGGACAGCAAAAUGGAGUGCUUGAAUCUCACUGUGAGAGAAGUUGUGAAGCGACAGAAUUCAAAGACAAAAAAGAGCUUUAACCAGAUCUGUACUUCCCAUAUCAAGAUAGACAAAGCACAGAUCAUCGCACAACAUGGUGGCACCUUCCCUUUAUGUCUUGACCAAGAUGAGCGCAAAAUACUUCAGAGGGUUAUAAAAUGUGAAGUGUCUCCAUGCUACAAACCAGAAGACAGAGACUUCUGCAGAAGGAACCGACGGCCAUCUUGGAGCCAAGCAUCUCAAAACCAAUCGGAAUUCUGCUCACUGCUGUGUUUGCCAAUUGCAACGUUUUGUGGGGCUCAACCCUAGCAGAACCAAGAGAAAUGGAAAUACUUUUAACCAGAAUUGUGGACAUGUCUGCGCUCUAUCUACAAAUGGUUCUUGCUCCCUUCACUCUGGUACAAUAUUUAAUUAACAAGUGUUGUGCACAUCUAAUUGUAAAUACCAAGGACCUACUGCACUGAUGGGACCAUUCAUUUGGCAAUGACAAGACUUCUAUGUGGAGAAGAACCAUGGACCUUGACACAAUCUUCUCUGAUUAUCCAAACUCAAUAUAAAAAACUGAAAUUCAUCCAGUAUGCUUCAUAUCUGUCACUAACAUUAUCAGUGGUGGAAUGUUUACUAUUGACUGACUACUUAUAAGGACUCUUAGAAGUAAUUAAAGCUAUGGAAGAUAUGUAUGGAUUCCAGUCUUCAUUCUCAAGAUGUCUUAAUCCUGAGUCAGCAACUUCGGGUAUCAGGGUGCAAUGUUUUUAGCAUGCACUCUUCCGCUUACAUCCUUAUUGCAGCACGUAAUCAAGCCCAUGAAUGGCGGCUCAUGUUCAUACAUUUCAGUUUUUACUGUUGACUAUCUAGUCAGAUAUUGCAAGAUAAUAUUAGGUCUGUUUUUCUUCUUCCUUUGGUGGUGAUCCAUGUCUCCUUGUCAGAUUGCCGCCAUUUUGAUUUGCACACUUUUUUUAUUUUAUCUCUGUAAAUAAUGUAAAUAUAUUUUAUUAUUGUUAUGGGCAUUUGUUCAGUUUGAGAUAUUUAAAUCAUCAGGCACCUAAUAUUCAUGACUACUUUUGACAGUACUGUAUCUGCCUGUCGUAUUCCCUUUGGUUCUCCUCCCUAGUGGCAACAUGCAUAACUUCCUGGUCAGGACAGUUACCCCUUUACAUGUCAACACAUAUAUAAUUUCAGUUUGUGGAAUACAUAAACCACAGUGUUUCUGAAGAACUGCACUUGAGGUCAUUGGGCUUACAGAUAAUAUUGUCCUGAUAAGUCUUUUAACAGACUUGAUAAUUGUGUGCACUAAAGAUUAUAGGAAACUUUCAAUGCAGAAUUUUAGAUAUUUUAUACUGUAAUUUUGAAACUUGAAGGGCAAAACUGUUUGAUGACAAUAAACUGCAAUUUUUAUGUA